This is a messenger RNA of Chenopodium quinoa (quinoa), 1425 nucleotides long. RefSeq lists its product as uncharacterized. The record is from RefSeq and is a predicted model, not a curated record. Lineage: Eukaryota; Viridiplantae; Streptophyta; Magnoliopsida; Caryophyllales; Amaranthaceae. The transcript is spliced from 3 exons. Bases 1 to 1425 code for a protein of 474 amino acids.
AUGAACAAAAGGGAAGAUGAAGUGGAGAGUAUCAUAGAAGAAGUUGUGCGCAAUUAUGAGGAUUGGUACGAAGGUGAGAGGGAAGCCACUUCUAGCAAAGGAACGGUACAUUCCGUCGAGCAAACCAAUGCCAUCACAAAUCUUUCCAACCAAAUGGCAAAGAUGGCGAAACAAAUGGAGGAGUUCAUGAAAUCAAGUUCCCAAAAUGCUUCCUCCCCUUCUCCCAAGGGAGGCCAUGGUAUGAAUCCUUCUACUUCUUCUCCCUCUAAUUACAAUGCCAUGCCUCCUGGUUGUAUGUUUUGUGAUAUAUGUGGAGGCUAUGAUCAUAAUUCUCAACAAUGUAUGUCCAUAAGUGAAGGUCCCCCUCCCCAUGAAAAUGAUGAUAAUGUUGAAGAUGUUAAUGCCAUGAAUUUUGUGCCCCGUGAGGGAAAUAAUGGAAUGCGACCAAAUUGGAAUCAAAACCCAAACCGUGUCAACCCCAAGUCUAUGUAUGCCAUUACUACUAGAAGUGGGAAGAUCCUUGAGAGUGAACUAAAUGUUGAGAAGAGUCCCGAUGUGAGGAUAGGACUUGAGGUUGAGGAUGAAUCAUCAAGAGAGAAUGAGAUUCUAGAGGGAAGUGCCGGAAAGAAUGAGAGGGAUGUAGUAAAGAGCUUGCAUGUUUCUAUACCCUUUGUGGAUGCUAUGAAAGAGAUGCCACACUACUCUAAAUUCCUAAAAGACCUCCUGAAUGGAAGGAGAGAAGUUGAAACCGUUAGCUUAACCGCAAAUUGUAGUGCUAUUCUCUCCAGUAAGCUACCAACUAAAUUGCAAGAUCCCGGUAGUUUUUCCAUCCCUUGUUCUAUCAAUGAAGUUCAUUUGGGGAAGGCUUUGUGUGACCUAGGUGCUAGUGUGAGUUUAAUGCCUUUCUCGGUCUACCAAAAGCUUAAUGUGGGAAACCUUUCACCUACAAACAUCACCCUCCAAUUAGCAGAUAGGUCCACAAAAUUGCCUAUAGGGAAAGUAGAGGACAUACCCCUUAGAGUCGGUAAGUUCACUUUUCCGGUGGACUUUUAUGUUCUUGAAAUGGAUGAAGAUGAAAGAAUUCCUAUAAUCUUGGGUAGGCCAUUCCUAGCUACCUCUAAAGCAAUUAUUGAUGUCAAAGAAGGCAAGAUGACCUUGAAGGUUGACAAUGAUUCUAUCGAAUUUGAUUUGAAUAAGGUGAUGAGACAACCUUCCUCUGACAAUGAAUGUUUUAGAAUAGAUACAAUUGAAAACUUGAUGAAUGAGUUUAGAUACCCUUAUAUGCAUGCUUCUAAUGAUCUACUUGAGAAUGUUUUGUUGAAUGAGAAUGAGGUAGGUGAUCAAAAGGAGAUGCAAUUAUAUGAGGAAAUGCUUGAUGAAGAAAGAAGAGACAACCCCCGACCAAGAGAUGCCCCAACCGUAUGA